This is a messenger RNA of Sphaerulina musiva SO2202, 858 nucleotides long. Its product is annotated as 40S ribosomal protein S12. NCBI's taxonomy places the organism in Eukaryota, Fungi, Ascomycota, Dothideomycetes, Mycosphaerellales, Mycosphaerellaceae. The record is from RefSeq and is a predicted model, not a curated record. The transcript is spliced from 3 exons. Bases 73 to 522 code for a protein of 149 amino acids. Gene Ontology annotation, cellular component: ribosome; cytosolic small ribosomal subunit. Gene Ontology annotation, biological process: translation. Gene Ontology annotation, molecular function: structural constituent of ribosome.
CAACCAUCUCAACGCCCAUUGCCUUCGAGGAAACCCGACAACUUCGAAUCAGCGACAACAAAAGCUAACAAGAUGUCGGACGGAGAAGAGCAACCCCAGGAGGUCGCCGCGGCCGAGGAGGUUGAGGUGGCAGCAGAGGCUGGCAAGUCUGGCUCCAUGUCCGUUCUCGAUGCCCUGAAGGGUGUCCUCAAGAUCGCCCUUAUCCACGACGGUCUCGCCCGUGGUCUCCGUGAAGCCAGCAAGGCGCUCGACCGCCGCCAGGCCCACAUGUGCGUUCUCAACGAGGCCUGCGAGGAGGAAGCCUACAAGAAGCUCGUCGUCGCUCUUUGCGGCGAGCACAAGAUUCCCUUGAUCAAGGUGCCAGAUGGAAAGCAGCUUGGAGAGUGGGCAGGUCUCUGCCAAAUCGACCGUGAAGGAAACGCUCGCAAGGUCGUCAACUGCUCGUGCGUGGUCGUCAAGGACUGGGGCGAGGAGUCGCAAGAGCGCUCUAUCUUGCUCAACUACUUCCAGACUGAGCAGUAGAGAGCAUAACAGGGCAAGAAAGAUACCGAGAGGACACCUAGUCGUUCUACUGCGGCCGGAGCAGGUUCCAGUAUCUUCAUCCUACUAGAACGACUCUCGGCCAAGGCAGCCCGUUCUUCAUACAUUGAGUCCGUCUCGGCAUCUUCUGCGGUUACUCUGUCUGUGGCCACCAGCACCUCGGCGUACAAAAAGGAAGCAUCAGCACAUGUUCACUAGACUCGUAUGGGAAUUGCUGAGGACCUCAGCAAUGGCUCAGUGUACAUUAACGUCAAGUCUUGCGCCUUCAGAUAUCCUGUGCGCGCCCGAAUAGAAUGAAAAAUCAGCACAACCUUUUUU